Rotaria socialis is the source of this 1248-nucleotide messenger RNA. Lineage: Eukaryota; Metazoa; Rotifera; Eurotatoria; Philodinida; Philodinidae. The record is from the annotation of a GenBank genome assembly.
AUGGGAAAUACAUUACAAAGUAGUAGUAGACCCUCAAACGCUAGUCAAAUUGAACAGACUUCAAACAAAAAUCCUCAUAUAUAUGAGGAAAUUCUUCGAUUAUUAUCUCUUUUAUGUAACGAUGAUCAAUUUCCUCUGAGUAUAAUUCGACAAAAAAAUAAUGUAUCAUCUGAUCAUGAAAUUAUUGAUAGUCUUUCAUCUGCAAUGAAAUCAGAAGAAUUUUCAAUGCUUUUAAUCAAACUUAUUUGGAACGAUCGAACUAGUAUUUCACGAAAUGAAUUAACUAAACUUUUUUAUGAUUGUUGUCAGUUCGAUUUAAAACAAGCUUUAAAAGAAAAUGUCAAUUUACUUCAACCCACUAUGUUUGAUAAUGAAUGUUUUUCGGCAUUGACGAACAGUAUCGGAACCUCUAAAUCAUCUGAAAUUGAACAAGAACAAUUUUAUCAAUGGGUACGUGCACAAUUUCCAACACUAUUUUAUGGUUUUGAAACGUGGUUUCGUACAAAUUCAACAUCAUCUACCAGUAAGAAGACAUCUCAAGAAGCAUCCGCAUCGAAUUGCUCAUUGAUGAAAAUGAAUAAUAUUCUUAGUCCAACUUGGGUAUGGCUAUUUACUCAUAAUAUUCCUAUUUCGUAUUUAUCAGCGGAUAAUUCUUGUACAACUUUAUUGGAUCGAAUGUCUUCAGUCUUGCAUGGUCGAAUGUGGAAUCAUCUAUAUGAUAGCCAUCGUGAUGGAUCAAGUUUAAAUAGAUUUCAACAUCAUAUUUUUGGCUACAAAGCACCAAUUAUCAUUUUAUUCGAAGUAUCAGAUGGUUACUUAUUUUGUUUAUGCUGUGACGAAGAAUUCAAAGAAUCACCUAAACAUUUUGGUGGUAUCCAAGCGUGUUUAUUUCAAUUGAAACCUGUGUUUAAAACUGUUCUGGAGGGUCCAAAUAUUAUUUUUAUGAAUACAAAACUACGUGGUGUAUCAACACUUGGUUUAUUUAUUGGUCGUGAUCUUGCACAUACAUUUCUGAAUAUUGAUGGUGACUUUUUCAAUGUAAAACAUUUAAAUGGUGAAGGCCGUUUAGCUGCCAUUGAUGUAUGGGGUGUUGGCGGUAGAGACAGUGCUGACGAACAGAAUAGUAUGCGUCAAUGGGAAACAAAACAAGUUGAAAAAGCUCGCAAAGUCAAAAGAACAUAUGAAGAAGAAGAAGCUAUUCUUAACAUGGCUGGCAUUACAACACGACAUGCACAAGAACAAUUAUAA